AUGUAGAACUUAGAUAUUUUUAAGGGGCAAAAAUAGGCUGAAGAAAAAGUGAAUUAAAUUUAGAUGCUCUCCAAACUUAUUGAUUAUCCAGAGUUUAUAGUAGGAGCUAUGAGAGUCGCAAAAUUACAUUUAGAAUGCUUGAUAUUGUAAUCUUUCUAAUCAAUCUAUAAUGGAGAUGGCUUUAUAUCAAAGGAAGAAUUAAAAGAAGCUAUGGGAUUCUUAGAGCCUGAAAUAUGGGAAUAGUUUUUAAAUGAUUGUGAUUUAAAACAAAAAGACGGAAAAAUAUCAGAAGACGAAUUUAGUAAAUUCUUAACUACUUUAUGA
Molecule: messenger RNA, 324 nt
Organism: Paramecium tetraurelia
Lineage: Eukaryota; Ciliophora; Oligohymenophorea; Peniculida; Parameciidae
Exons: 2
Molecular function (GO): calcium ion binding
Source: RefSeq, a predicted model, not a curated record